GCGCUUUCCGCAGUUCCCUUCCGGUGAUGGCGGCCUUGUGCCCCGGAUGUAACCCUGGUAAAAGCAGCUCCUCUUUCCUUUUGCAGCUUUUCCUGGGUUCUUAGCCUAGUUUGGGGAAGACCCUUCUGUCCAGUCAUGCCAAAGAGGAAAGUGACCUUCCAAGGCGUGGGAAAUGAAGAUGAUGAGGAUGAAAUCAGUGUCCCCACGAAGAAGCUGGUGGACCCUGUGGCUGGGGCAGGAGGUCCUGGAAGCCGUUUCAAAGGCAAACAUUCUUUGGACAGCGAUGAGGAUGAUGAUGAUGAGGGGUCCAGCAAAUAUGACAUCCUGGCUUCAGAGGAUGUGGAAGGUCAGGAAGCAGCCACACUCCCCAGUGAAGGAGGUGUGCGUAUUACACCCUUCAACCUACAGGAAGAGAUGGAAGAAGGCCACUUUGAUGCAGAUGGCAACUACUUCCUGAACCGGGAUGCUCAGAUCCGAGACAGCUGGCUGGACAACAUUGACUGGGUGAAGAUCAGGGAGCGGCCACCUGAUCAGCACUCACGGUCAGACUCAGAGGAGGAGGACAGCCUGGGCCAGACACCAAUGAGUGCCCAAGCCCUCCUUGAGGGCCUUCUGGAACUCCUGUUGCCAAGAGAGACAGUGGCUGGGGCACUGAGGCGUCUGGGGGCCAGAGGAGGGGGCAAAGGAGGUAGCAAGGGACCUGGACGGCCCAGUUCCCCCCAGCGCUUGGACCGCCUGUCCGGCUUGGCUGACCAGAUGGUGGCUCGGGGCAACCUUGGCGUUUAUCAGGAGACAAGAGAACGGUUGGCCAUGCAGCUGAAGGGGUUGGGGCGCCGGACCCAGGGACCCUCUGACCCUAUACCCCAGCCUUCUCUGGACAUGUUUGCUGAGGAAGUAGCAAAGGGAGAAUUGGAGACCCCAACCCCUGUCCAGAGAGGAGAAGCAGAGUUGCCAGGAGAUGGUCUGGAGGAUGUGAUGUGGGAAUAUAAGUGGGAGAACACAGGGGAUGCUGAGCUAUACGGGCCCUUCACCAGCACCCAGAUGCAGACCUGGGUGAAUGAAGGCUACUUCCCUGAUGGUGUUUACUGCCGGAAGCUGGAUCCCCCUGGUGGACAGUUCUACAACUCCAAACGUAUUGACUUUGACCUCUACACCUGAGACUUCUGAGGGCCAAUUUGAUGGCUCCUUCUUGUCUGGACUCUCUGGAGGGAGCCCCAGCUGCCUCUGGCAGUAAGGAUAUUGGGGGCCACUUUUCAGUCAGCUUUCCUUUCCCAAUAAAAGCCUUUAGUUGUGUAUUAGGUCCUUGGCUGUGCUGAUGGCCAGAAGCCAGGGACCUCCUCAGCCCCUUUGGAUUUGCCUCUGUCCUUGAGUGUUUCCUUAUGAAGUUCCUCUUUGGGAGUCUCUGGUCCUUUGAACCAUCUCAUCUUUGUUUACCACUGCUAGGGGCAGAGCCACGGCUGCUCACCAUCUAAAAAUCCUUUCAGUCAAACCUCAUUCUCCAGUACUGGGGGUUCCUGUUUUGCUAUUCUUAAGUCUUUGGCUUUUAGGGCCUUUGAGUAUCUGUUUUUGCAGCCAGUACAGCAUAGAGCCCCAGAAGUGGAGAUUUUAGGCUUUGAAGGCUGGGGCAUCUGUUGAAUGUGAGCCAGAAGCUUGAUAUUCACUGUCUCCCCACUGUCUCGGGCUCUUUCGGUGAAGUGAAGACUCGGCAUUGGUACUUGAAGGACCGACCAAUCAAGGCCAUCUGGGGCAACUAUGCAUUGAACAGGCACUAAGAAGGGUAUUCCCUCACUGGAGGUUACACAGUGAAUCAGAGGGCUGGCCCAGACAGACCCAAUGGGCUCCUUUUCCAGGCCUUUCUUGGUACUGGGUCUUUUCUGCCUGGUGUUUGAGGCCCUAAAGCUUACAUUUCCUGGGCUCUCACUGUGUGCCUAGCACAGGGCUAGUGCUUUGAGAAAACUGAGGUAACUGGGCUGGUCUCCUCCCAGGAAUUCAGCUGGGGCCGGGGUGAGCGAGUGGUGAGGAGGCAGGCAGACAGGUAUGAUUGUAUAGCCUGGAGCUGACACUACCACCACAUGCUAGUGCUGCCUUAGGCCUCUUCUUAACUUGCACCAAGUUAGGUGGUUCCUCCAUUUUUCCACAUUGGGUCUCCAUUGGAAUCGCACGAGGAGCUGUAAAAUACUCCUUAGAGAAACUGAAUGAUUGGUCUAGGUAGUGCCCACGAGGUUGGGUCUUAUAAAAACCCCCAGGUGUUUGCAAUGUGUGGCCAGGUGGAGAGCCAUAGGGCCUGACUUCCAUGACUAUGUUUAUACAUGGGGAGGGGCCAGUUCCUAGAUCCUGCCGUUGCAGCAUUGCUGCUCGUGUGUGGUCAGGGCUCUGGUGGAGUUUGUCAUUUAAAGGAGAGCUGAGCUCCAGAGCCGAGGGACACCUGAGAGCCCCAGGGUGCACGGAACCAGGCCAGGAACUAGAGAAGAUGGGUGGAAAGGGUGGGAUUACCUGAUGUUCUAGUGAGGACUCCAACUUCUGUAAUAGACCCACUCUAGUGCUAAAUGAGACCUAGUUUUCAUUGACUCCAAGAUGCCUUUGGUUGUAAGGUUUACUUUGUGUUGUUAUGAAACAAAACCCUACCUAUAUGUCAUCGAUUAAAAGGAGCAUCCUGAGUUCAGAAACGUUCAGAAGUAAAAAGCAGUAUCUUAACACCAAUGAAA
Messenger RNA from Pteronotus mesoamericanus, 2705 nucleotides. RefSeq names its product CD2 cytoplasmic tail binding protein 2 (gene CD2BP2). Gene Ontology annotation, molecular function: protein binding. Gene Ontology annotation, cellular component: U5 snRNP. The coding region runs from base 136 to 1158 and encodes 340 amino acids. The transcript has 7 exons. The record is from RefSeq and is a predicted model, not a curated record. NCBI's taxonomy places the organism in Eukaryota, Metazoa, Chordata, Mammalia, Chiroptera, Mormoopidae.